Phytomonas sp. Hart1 is the source of this 1518-nucleotide messenger RNA. The record is from the annotation of a GenBank genome assembly. NCBI's taxonomy places the organism in Eukaryota, Euglenozoa, Kinetoplastea, Trypanosomatida, Trypanosomatidae.
AUUACUUCUCAGAACAUUUUUAGUUAACUUCUUUCAGCUGUGCGUGUGCUGGUUUAAAAUAUUGCAUCGUAUAUAUCUAUAUUAUAUCAAAAAGUAUGAUAUAUUAGAAAAUAACGAAAAGGGGAACAAAUAUACUUAUCUAAUUCUGAUUGUGCAUGCUUAGACAGUUCAUUACCUGUCCGCUCUGUGGGCGUGGUUAUGGAUCCGCUUCUAUUGAUAUACACAUUCCUCAAUGUUAUGAUAAGGCACUUAAGCGCUGGAAGAUUGAACCCAUCGGGCCGCGGCCUGUUAUGCCGAAGUUGAAUAAAACUAAAUGCAGAACCAUUAAAGGGGCUUUUUCAGGGGAUACUAGGUUCGCCAACGAGCAGCCGUGCGGUAUUUCUAAGAAUACACCUCAGUCUCUGUUCACCAAUUUCGAACGGGAUGCAUUUUCGGUUGAAAAUCCCAAUCUUCACGCGUGCUCUAAGUGCGGGCGUAAGUUUAUUUUUGAUCGGAUUGGCUAUCACGAAAGGGUAUGUAAAGGAAAUUUGAAACGUCGUGUGUUUGAGAGUAGCAGGCAGCGGAGAUCCGAAGACGAGUCAUUUGGUUCAGGCGUUCAUAAUAUUAGUUCUGGCAGGAAAGGCAAAAAAAAGAAUACAGACGCAAACCAAUCCAUUGGAUUUUCGGUGAGCCAACAACUGAGUACGUGGAGACAUCAACACGAGGAAUUCAUCGAGGCAAUUAGAGGCGCUAGAAGAAAUGACCAGUCGCGGCAAAGGCAAGGUGCGGUAAAAUUCGACCAGGAUGUCUUGCAAGUAUCCCAUUCAGCUGCGACUGCUUCAUCGCGGCGAGCAGGUGUUCCUGCAUCAAUGAUUCGACAAAGCACAACUUUCAAGUCGAACAUUGCACACGGGGGCAGAGCAGGGCAUAAGGUUAGUGCUUCUGAUUUUUUAAGUACUUCCACGCCCUGGGCACCUAUACAUAAUCGAAAUAAUCAGAGGCAGUUUCAAAAUGUUACCACUAGGGGUGAUAGCCACAAAUUUACAGUGUGUGGUGGUGCUGGAUCUGGCGGAAUUCGAAUCGCUAAGGAUAAUACAACGAGCUUGGGCAUGCUUCAAGCCUUUGGUCGUGCUUAAGAAGAAGUAAGUAUCUUGAUCUGUCAUUUUAUUCUUACUAGCCAGUUUUUGUCAGAUUUGUAAAGCAAAAUUAGGCAUAUGAUGUGAAAAGCUAAGAAUGAACCCACAUUUAUUUUUAAGGAAAAAAUUGAACGGAAACACUGAAUUUGAAAACUUUGACUUAUUUUAGAUUCUUAUUAGGAACAUGUGUAUCACAUCAAAAGACAUGCCUAAUAUUAUGGACAUCGUAAAUAUUUGUAAAUUAAUUUAUAUUGACUUUCUUACAUCCCUAGGGUAUCAUUUGACUUAACUUUCUUAUUUUGCACAAGAUAUUAUUGCUGUUCUCAAUGUCAAUAGAUUUUAGUUUAUUACGUAUUAUAUGUUAUCAUCGUAUUCUUAUAUUUGUUGAUGUCUUUUUAGUAAA